CUGUGGUCAACCGGAAAUUAGCUAUCUCGUUUGUUGACUACGGAGUUUUUGCUAACCCCGUGCUAAUUUACAAGAUUUAGCAAGUUCAAUGAAAGUUAUUACUCUGCUAUGUGGAUUCCAGCUUGUAUUGAGAUUUAACAAUCUAUAUAAUAUUUAAAUGCUAUGCAACCUGUCAGAAUGUGGAUUGAAUUUAGAUUUAUCGGAUAAUCCUUCUGAACUAGUAAGCCUUUGGGCCUUCCGACCGCGGUGCUCAAGUGGACUACGACACCGGAUCUUGGGGGUGUUUACCAGUAGCAGCCGCAGAGUAGCAUCUAAUAAAGCAAUUAUUAACAACCUACCCUAAUAUGUCGCACACUGGUCCCCCUCCCCGGUGGCUUAAUUGCCCCAGAAAAGGGCAUAUUAUUGCAGAUAAAUUCCUACCGAUGAAAACAAUGUUGGGUCCCAGAUAUGAUGAUCAAGUUGAAGAGGCAAACAGGUUUCAUCCCAGCAUGCUGUUCAACCAUUUAAAGAGCCUAAAAGUGAAAAUGGGUUUGCUUGUGGAUUUGACCAACACUAACCGCUUUUACGAUCGCAACGACAUCGAAAAAGAAGGGAUCAAAUAUGUCAAGCUUGCGUGUAAAGGGCAUGGGGAAUGCCCUUCAAAAGAAAUAACAGCGACCUUCACGAGGCUCUGUGAGCUUUUUAUACAGAAGAAUCCCUCUGAAUUAAUAGGUGUUCACUGCACGCACGGCUUCAACAGGACAGGCUUUCUGAUAUGCGCAUACCUGGUGGAGAAGAUGGACUGGAGCACCGAGGCAGCUGUGGCUACUUUUACCCUGGCCCGGGCUCCAGGGAUCUACAAGGGAGACUACCUCAAAGAGCUCUUCCGUCGCUAUGGGGACGAGAAAGACGCCCCUCCGGCGCCAGCCCUCCCUGAUUGGUGCUUUGGUGAGGAUGAUGGGGAGGUGGAUGAUGACGGGAAUGCUGUUGGCCAGGAGCUGGGGCCCAGCUCCUCUGGGUCGGGACCUGGCAAAAGAAAGAAAGAAAAGCUAAAACUGGGUGCAGUAUUUCUCGAAGGCAUCACGGUUAAAGGCGUCACACAGGUCACCAGCCAACCCAAGUUAGGAGAGAUCCAAAGAAUGUGUCAGAAGAUGGCUGAGUGGGACAAGUCUGGUUUUCCCGGAGCCCAGCCUGUGUCCAUGGACAGACAAAACCUUAAUUUCCUUUCACAGAAUCCAUAUAAAGUGAGCUGGAAGGCGGAUGGAACACGGUACAUGAUGGUGAUCAAUGGGAAGGACGAAGUGUACAUGUUGGACAGGGACAACUCAGUCUUCCACAUAGCAAACCUUGAGUUUCCUUUCCGGAAGGAUCCGCGCGUCCACUUAUCAAACACUUUGUUGGAUGGGGAGAUGAUCAUCGACAAGGUGAAUGGUCAGCCUGUACCACGCUACUUGAUAUAUGACAUCAUCAAAUUCAAUGGACAGCCUGUGGGCCAGUGUGAUUUCAAUAUCAGAUUGUUAUGUAUAGAAAAGGAAAUAAUUUCUCCAAGGAUGGAAAAAAUGAAGACGGGACAGAUUGACAAAACCAAGGAGCCCUUCAGUGUCCGUAACAAGCCUUUCUUUGAUAUCCACGCUUCACGCAAGCUCUUGGAAGGCAGCUUUACAUCCCAGGUCAGCCAUGAAGUUGAUGGGCUUAUCUUCCAGCCAUGCGGGAGGUACAAGGCUGGGAGGUGUGAUGACAUCCUCAAGUGGAAGCCCCCCAACCUCAACUCUGUAGACUUUCGCCUCAAGAUCACCAAAGUAGGAGGAGAAGGGCUGUUGACACAGACCGUCGGGCUCCUCUACGUUGGCAAUUAUGACAUGCCCUUUGCAAAGAUGAAGGCCACCAAAGAGCUGAAACAGUACGACAACAAGAUUAUCGAGUGCACCUUUGCCAACAACACCUGGGUGUUCAUGAGGCAGAGGGUGGACAAGAGCUUCCCCAACUCCUACGACACCGCCAUGGCGGUGUGCAAAAGCAUCCAGGAACCCGUCACUAAAGCAAUCCUUUUGGAGUAUGUGGAUCGCUGCGCUCAAGGGGCUCAGAACCACAAACGCCCAUCAGACCCAGACUCUCAGCUAAUGCCCCCUCCCCCUCCGAAAAGAUCCAACCGAGACAUCCCGUAGCCUCCGGACUGACGCACAGAAACAGCAGAAUCACCAGCCCUACCUUCCCUACAGCAAAAACAGCGAAAGGCUUUUCAUACUGAACCACCAUUACUUUAUCAAACCCUCAGCGUCAGUGUUACACGUUUGACUUGUAAACUUCUUUGUAGCUUUAAUUGCCUGUGUUCUUAUUAAAAUGCUAAGCGUGACGAUGGUUAGGGUAUUUUUGUGACUGCAUUUCCUUUUGUCCUUUUGUUAUUCACUAAUUGGCAUUUGUCAACGGCAGCAUUAUGUCUGCAAAUAUCAUUUGACAGACCGUGUUUAUUUUUCUGCCAACUGGUUCCUUAGUUUCAUUUGAGAGAGCAGUAAACACCAUCCAACCUCAGGCUGUCGGAUUCAUGCAUUCAGUUUUCCAUCGUCGAUGUGUUGAAAUCCUUUGGGUUCAUUGAACAGAACUCUGAACUUUUUUUCUAUCAUACAUGUAAUCUGUUUAUGACUUUAAAUUAUUGCUUCUUAAAUCCAUCGACCAACUUUUGACUUGGAUCUCUGCUGUAGAAAAUCCUCCUGCUGAUGCUUUUUAAUGUAAAAAAAAUAACUUAUUUUUAUUUAUACGUCUACUUUUGUGUUUUUUAAACGCCAGUACAUAAACCAGACAAAAUUGGUUUUGAAAUGGAAAUUUAAAAAUCAGCUUUAUAGACCAAGUUUGAAUGACUGCAGUAGCGGAUGCUCUCACGUGCAAAGACAACACAAGCACACAAAAACAAGGCAUAAAUAGAUGUAAAAGAAUAAAAAUAGGAAAAAUAAAGAUCUAUGCAACAUGUAAACUGGUUUAAAAAAUUCUCAUGUGUUGUUUCGUACUCUGUGGGGGUCCAAGAGUUCAUGAGAGUGACAGCUCAGGGGAAGAAGCUGUCUUUGUGGCGUGUGGUUUUGGUGAACGCCAAACACCGACCGGAGGGAAGUACAAUAACAAAUAGAAAUAAAAGCAUUUUUGUGAAUCUGUAUUAGAUCAAUUUAGGAAAUUUGCACUACAAAAACCAAAUCUUUAUUUUUAAAAAAACCCUUCUUCAAGAAAACAAUGUGCUCAUUUCUGUCUUGUCGUAAAAUUUAAGAAAACACGUCUAAGUGACUAGAAUUUGUUUUCUCAAAAUUAAAAUUUUUGGUAAGGCAAUUUUUUGUACCCCGUUGGCAAAUUUAUUUUUCCUUAUUUAAAGAAAAUAUUUUCAAUUUUAAGAAUGUUUUUUUUUUACCUGUUUCGAUGUUUUUUGCAGUGUUGUCCUAAUUAGUUUUAACUUCCAGAUUGAAGCUUCCUUGAAAAUGAAACUAAAACAGGCCACAUGCAGUUCACCUAGCAAGCACUAGGGGCUCUUUACGUAAAAGUUGUCUAAUUUUGUAAAUAAAAUAGUUAUAGUUAC
Oryzias latipes (Japanese medaka) is the source of this 3535-nucleotide messenger RNA. RefSeq names its product RNA guanylyltransferase and 5'-phosphatase (gene rngtt). Lineage: Eukaryota; Metazoa; Chordata; Actinopteri; Beloniformes; Adrianichthyidae. Gene Ontology annotation, biological process: protein dephosphorylation; 7-methylguanosine mRNA capping. Gene Ontology annotation, molecular function: ATP binding; mRNA guanylyltransferase activity; mRNA 5'-triphosphate monophosphatase activity. The record is from RefSeq and is a predicted model, not a curated record.